AUGGCUCUUCACGACACUACAGAAGCUCCUCUCGGGAAACCUGACUACGACUUCCCUGGCUGGGAAACCACACCCGGAGGAUUUGUUCUCUACGUUCGCGUGCGGAGCGCAUGGUUAAACAUUCACGUCUUGAUGCCGAACUUUCAUCGCUCGCCAAUUGCUCUCGAGGCCGCGCAAACAAAUAAGGCGAACUUAAGUGGCGAUUCCGUCGAUGACCCUGAUCUAUGGGACUACCUAGACGUGAUCGCGUCGCAUUUCUUGCCAGAACUCCAAAAACUCGCACCGGCCGUCCGCCAUGUCGGAAAGUUGACGCUUGCCGAUCUACAGGCUCGGCAAUACUACAAAUUAGUUGUGAACAACAAAGGCAUCGCUCGCGGGCAGCUCUACUACUGGAUUGAUAUUGAUCGAGCUCUCACAUGGCAGACGGUUGAACAGGCACCCAGGGAGAUUCGGGAGAAAUGGGCUUCACAAAUCCAGAAGACAGUGUCAACUUUGCAUGCAUUAGAUGUCGUUUGGGGAGAUGUCAAAGCCGAUAACGUUGUCAUUGACAAGAGUGGUAAUGCAAUCGUCAUUGAUUUCGAAGGCGGCGCGACUAAAGGAUGGGUUGACAAAGACAAGAUGGAGACGAAGGAAGGCGAUUUGCAGGGCUUGGAGAGGCUUAUGGAUUACAUUUUCAACGAUAACUGUCCCUUGCGGCUCAGAGAGAAGGAUGGGGACUCUGAGAGGUGUUGCACAGAAUGCUAG
Messenger RNA from Mytilinidion resinicola, 744 nucleotides. RefSeq lists its product as uncharacterized. The transcript is spliced from 2 exons. The record is from RefSeq and is a predicted model, not a curated record. Lineage: Eukaryota; Fungi; Ascomycota; Dothideomycetes; Mytilinidiales; Mytilinidiaceae. The coding region runs from base 1 to 744 and encodes 247 amino acids.